Molecule: messenger RNA, 1569 nt
Organism: Fusarium keratoplasticum
Lineage: Eukaryota; Fungi; Ascomycota; Sordariomycetes; Hypocreales; Nectriaceae
Exons: 1
Coding region: 1-1569 (522 amino acids)
Source: RefSeq, a predicted model, not a curated record
AUGUCUUCUUCCGCAGCUGGUGAAGGCGUCCUCCCGCCCCUUUUGCCCGAGAUAUGGAGCCAUAUUUGCUAUUUCAUGCUCAAGCCGAGCCUGUCCAACCUAAGCCUCACCUCGCGCCAGAUGAACCACAUCGCCUUGCCUCACCUAUUCAGGAGCCUACGCCUCGAAGCCUUUGACGGUUCAGCCGAGCGCGUCAUCAAUAUCGCCAAGUCCCCCAAGCUGCGUGGCUUAGUCCGAGAGCUCACCAUCGACUCUUGGGUCGGAUCCGGCUUUGAAUACAAUGCAAACCAGGACUAUGAGAUUCCUACAGAUUUCAUGGACGCUUUGCCUUAUAUCCGAUGUUUCGGAAAGGUCACGACUAUGCAUCUGCGGUUCAAUGAGUUUUGUGGUGACGAUGAUCGGACCUAUUGGGCAACCGAGAUUGAAGAGACCUGGUCAUUCAGAUACAGAAUCAUUGAUACCGUGUGUCACUGUAUCGCAGGCAUGUGGACCAAAGAGCGACAGGAAAGAAUAGACAACAGAGCUGGCCUUGAAUACGACCCUGAGUAUCCCGAGGAUGAUCUGGGUGUUCCCCUGGAACAUGUCUUGCCGCUCAAGGAGCUCACCAUAUCGAACCUGGCAGACUAUGCCGAUCCUUCCAUCACUAAGUCCAAGGCAUGGAAAAAGGUUCUUUCUCUUGACAGCCUCGUCAACCUCAAGCUCUUCAUCGCCACGGAAACCGAAUCCGCUUCACCAGAGUCCGCCGUCUAUUUCGAAGAAAAGUACGAGUUCUUCGGCGACCUGCCCAAUUCAUGGCUCUCGAGCCCCAUCACCGACAACCUGCGAGUCUUGUCGCUAUUCUACUGCGACUAUUGGGGCUGGUUUCCAAAGUUCGACUUCCGCCUCAUCGGCCAAGACGGGUCUCCAUUCCCGCAGCUCAAGGUGCUUGCCCUUGGAAACUACGUCUUUAGCCAUGACUGGCAGAUAGACUGGUUCGCCUCCAUCGGGUCAAAGAAUGGCAGCGGAGGGCUAGAGGAGCUUUAUCUUGAUGACUGCCCCAUUUUGACCAGGGCUCGCCAGAUGGGUCCGCUCAGCCGCAGCGACCCUGGCUAUCCCAGGGCUGGGACGGUCAUGCAAGCGGGAAGCCGGAGGCCUGAAAUGUUUGAGUUCUCACUGCGAUGGCACCAGGUCCUCUCGCGGUGGACAGAGUCGAUGAAGGCGCUAAAGGUCUUUCGAAUGGGUCAUGGUGCCUGGCACUCACCUGCGCCAGCGGAUGCCAAAAUGUUUCGAGAAGAUGCAGAUGAUGAUGGCUAUGGCAUGGACGCCAGCACGUACCAUCGCAUUUCCUACAAUACCCACCGAAGCUUUGGUGGAAAUGGCAUCUCGGUGACGGAAGAAUCACGCAUGCAGUACACAGAGUACGACAUCGGCACCGGGCCUAGUCCAUGGCUCGAGGGUGGUAGAUACUACGCGGGGGAUGCUGAAUCACCUGCUGUGACGGAGGAGACGCGGAGCAAGGACGAGGGAGCUUAUGAGGCACUUUUUGCUGCGGUAAGUGCCAGGCAGCAGGAUGCAAGAGGUGAGCUGUGA